UGGGAUAGCAAUGGCUGCCGUCUUGCUUGUUGUAAACACAUACGUCGUGUUUUCGAAAUCCGCGUUUUGAAUCAUAUUCAGUGACAGACGCAGGUCCUUCGUUUCCUGGACCACUUUUCCUCCAUUACCUGAAUUUAAAUCUUUGUUUUGUCCGGAUAUUUUCUGUAUUUCAGACCCGGAGGACCAGGCGACAGUUCCCCCCGGUUAGCAGCCGGCCUCGGCUCAGCUAACGCUAGCUGCUCCCUGAGAUUAUGGAUGACGAUGUGUCUAUCCAUAGGCUGGAAGGGACUGAUCCAACUGCUCAAGUUGGUGGUCUUAUAGUAAAGAAGAAGAGUGCUGCAGCAGAGCCCCACGUUUUUCGGGCACCCACCCCACGCACCUCUUUGCUGGGCUUGGAUCUGCUGGCAGCCCAGAAACGGAAGGAGCGUGAAAGCAAGGAACAGGCAGAUGCAAGUGAAGACAAAAAUAGAAAGAAGUCAAAGGUUUCCUCCUACAAGGACUGGGAGGAAGGUAAAAGUGACUCUGGGUCUGAUGAAGAAGAUGAUGAUAAGAACAGAAGUGCUAAGAAGGAGAGCAGGAAGUAUCGUGUGACUGGCUCUGAGACACCCUCAAACCCCGGAGGGGUCAGUGAAGAGUUCAAACAAAGACACCAGCAGAGAGAGAAAGACAAACGUGAGCAUGGAGUCUACGCCUCCUCCAAAGAAGACAAGAACAGAGAAAGAGACAGAGAAAGGAGCAGAGAUAAGGGCAGAGACAGAAGGAGUGAAAGAGAUGAGCGAGAGGGUGGCCAUAGUCGUGGAAGCAGCAGUAGCCGGUCAGAGCGCAGUGAGCGCUCGCAGAGAGAUGGCUGGUCCGAUCGCAUCAGCCGGGGAAGUAAAAGAGAUGAACCUCUGACACCACAGCAUCGUCCAAGAGAUGGUGUCACACCCUCACGCUCAAACUGGGAAGAGGAUGACAGUGGUUAUGCCAGUUCAAGGCAUUCCCAGUGGGAAUCUCCAUCCCCAGCCCCAUCUAACAGAGAGUCUGAUCGCUCAGAGCGAAGUCAUCGUUCUGGCCGAGAAAGUGAGAGGAGGGACAGGUCUGUCAGAGGACGUUACCCUGAUGACACACCCCUGCCUACCCCAUCCUAUAAGUACAACGAGUGGGCCAAUGACAGAAAGCAUUUGGGUUCUACACCUCGAUUAUCACAAGGAAAAGGUAGGAAAGAAGAUGGUGAAGGAGGAUUUAUGUUUGAUAAUGAGGGUGAGAAAGAACAGUGGGAGGACGACCAGAAGCAAGCUGACAGAGAUUGGUACAUGAUGGAUGAAGGCUAUGAUGAGUUCCACAACCCUUUCACUUCCACAUCUGAAGAAUAUGUGAAGAAAAGAGAACAGAUCCUUCAGAAGCAGACACAGAAAAGAAUAUCUGCCCAGAAGCGACAGAUCAAUGAGGAUAAUGAGCGGUGGGAGACCAACCGUAUGCUGACCAGUGGUGUGGUGCAAAGGUUGGAGGUGGAUGAAGACUUUGAGGAAGACAAUGCUGCUAAGGUUCACCUGCUGGUUCACAAUCUAGUCCCUCCUUUCCUGGAUGGAAGAAUAGUCUUCACAAAACAGCCAGAGCCUGUCAUUCCUGUGAAAGAUGCUACCUCUGACAUGGCCAUUAUCUCUCGAAAAGGCAGCCAGCUCGUCCGCAAACACCGUGAGCAGAAGGAACGCAAGAAGGCACAGCACAAACACUGGGAACUGGCGGGCACCAAGUUGGGAGAUAUCAUGGGGAUCAAGAAGAAAGAGGAUGAAGAUGGAGGCAAAGCAGUAGGCGAAGAUGGCAAAGUUGACUAUAGAGCAGAGCAGAAAUUUGCAGACCACAUGAAAGAUAAGACAGAGGCCAGCAGUGACUUUGCGAAAAAGAAGACUCUUCUGGAGCAGAGACAAUACCUUCCUAUCUUUGCUGUCAGACAGCAACUUCUUAACAUCAUUAGGGACAACAGCAUAGUGAUUGUUGUUGGGGAAACAGGCAGCGGGAAGACUACUCAGCUGACCCAGUACCUGCAUGAGGAUGGAUACACAAGCUACGGCAUGGUGGGAUGUACUCAGCCCAGGAGAGUGGCAGCAAUGAGUGUGGCCAAGAGAGUCAGCGAGGAGAUCGGCACCAACCUGGGAGAAGAGGUGGGCUAUGCAAUCCGCUUUGAGGACUGUACAUCAGAGAAAACUCUGAUAAAGUACAUGACGGACGGUAUCCUGCUCAGAGAGUCACUGAGGGAGUCCGACCUGGACCACUACAGCGCUGUUAUCAUGGACGAGGCUCAUGAGCGCUCCCUGAAUACUGAUGUACUGUUUGGUUUGUUACGUGAGGUUGUAUCUCGACGUACUGAUUUGAAACUCAUAGUUACUUCUGCAACUAUGGACUCAGACAAGUUUGCAGCAUUUUUUGGGAAUGUACCAAUAUUUCAUAUCCCAGGAAGAACGUUUCCAGUAGACAUCUUGUUUAGCAAGACUCCUCAGGAGGACUAUGUGGAGGCAGCAGUGAAACAGGCGCUGCAGAUCCACCUCAGUGGGUUGGUGGGAGACAUUCUUAUUUUUAUGCCUGGACAGGAGGAUAUUGAGGUGACCUCAGAUCAGAUCGUGGAGCGGUUAGAGGACUUGGAGAACGCUCCGCCUCUUGCUGUGCUUCCCAUUUACUCCCAGCUGCCGUCUGACCUCCAGGCCAAGAUCUUCCAGAAGGCUCCAGAUGGUGUGAGGAAAUGUAUUGUUGCAACAAACAUUGCUGAGACUUCCCUCACUGUGGAUGGAAUUAUGUUUGUGGUGGAUUCAGGAUACUGCAAACUUAAGGUUUUCAAUCCACGUAUUGGAAUGGAUGCACUACAGGUUUAUCCCAUCAGCCAGGCUAAUGCCAACCAGCGUUCAGGCAGAGCAGGACGUACAGGACCAGGACAGUGUUACAGGCUUUAUACUCAGAGUGCUUAUAAGAAUGAGAUGCUGACCACCACCAUACCAGAGAUCCAGAGGACCAACCUGGCAAACGUUGUCCUGCUGUUGAAGUCUCUGGGCGUUCAGGAUUUGCUUCUCUUCCACUUCAUGGAUCCACCACCGGAGGACAACAUGCUCAACUCCAUGUACCAGCUCUGGAUCUUGGGGGCUCUGGACAACACAGGCUCUUUGACACCAACGGGUCGUCUGAUGGUGGAGUUUCCCCUCGACCCUGCCCUCUCCAAGAUGCUUAUUGUGUCCUGCGACAUGGGCUGCAGUGCUGACAUCCUCAUCAUCGUCUCCAUGUUGUCUGUGCCGGCCAUCUUCUACAGACCAAAAGGUCGUGAGGAGGAGAGUGACCAGGUGAGGGAGAAGUUCUCAGUCCCAGAGAGCGACCACCUCACUUACCUGAAUGUGUACAUGCAGUGGAAGAACAACAAUUACUCCAGCAUCUGGUGCAAUGACCACUUCAUCCACACCAAGGCCAUGCGCAAGGUGCGUGAGGUGCGCUCUCAGUUAAAGGACAUCAUGGUGCAGCAGAGGAUGAACCUGGUUUCCUGUGGCUCAGACUGGGACAUAAUCAGGAAGUGCAUAUGUGCUGCUUACUUCCACCAGGCUGCCAAGCUGAAGGGCAUUGGUGAAUAUGUGAACGUGAGGACAGGCAUGCCCUGCCACCUCCAUCCCACCAGCUCUCUGUUUGGUAUGGGCUACACCCCCGAUUACAUCAUCUACCACGAGCUUGUCAUGACCACCAAGGAGUACAUGCAGUGUGUCACUGCAGUAGAUGGAGAGUGGCUGGCAGAAAUGGGGCCCAUGUUUUACAGUAUCAAACAUGCAGGGAGAAGCAGACAGGAGAACCGUCGUCGGGCCAAGGAGGAGAUCACCAACAUGGAGGAGGAGAUGUCCCUGGCUGAGGAGCAGCUGAAAGCGCGCCGAGAGGAGCAGGAUAAGAAGAGCAACACCGGCAGCGUUAAGGCGGUGAAAAUCUGCACACCGGGAAGAAAAGAGCAGACCCCCAUGACACCCAGACGCACCCCCGCCCGCUUUGGACUGUAACAUUCCUCCAGGACGUUAAAUCGCACCAACCACUUCAGCUCCUGAGAACUCGACAUCAUCCACACUUGGACGACACCAGCAUGAAGAAACACUUUGCUUCCAGCAGCUGUCCGUCCCUCCUAGCAUGGCCAUAACCACCUGCAGUUCAUAUACUGACCACUAGAGUGAGAACUUGUAUAAGGCACAAGACCCACAGAUGAGUCUCUCUCCACCUCCGUCAUUCAGCUGUUACCAUGAUACAAUCGUAGGAAGGCUGAAUAGUUUUUAUAUGUGAACAUGGCUCAGAAGAGUUUUUACAAAUAUCUCUUUCAUGAUUUUAGCUGAAGUGGAAACAUUUUGUUUUCUAGAUUGGGUUUGUUUUCCAUCCUGACCGUAUCAUCAGUGAUAAACAGUGAUCAUGUAGUUUCAAAUUUACCUGUUGUUUUAGUGUGUGUGACAUGAAGUGCUCCUCAAUGAGACUGAAGCACUAUUCAAACUGCACGAGUGUCUUCACACACUGGAUCUAUAUUCAAAUACGCACACAUCACACUCAUGCAUGUUUAGGCAGUUGACCUUUUUCUACUUUCAGCUCUGACAUCGUGACGUGACACAGUUUUGCUUCAUACGAAAGCUCUGCACGCCGGAUUAAACACAUCAGCUGUUUUAUUUUCAUGUCCCUCAUGUUCAAGGCGGUUUUCUUUGUGCUUUUCCUCUGAAUGGUUGUUUGUCAUCAUCUUUUAAAUGUGUGUUUUUGUUGCUUGCCCUCCUCUGAUGUCUCAGCUGAUCACAAACAGGAAACUGUUUAGUGGAGGCCAUGUGUGUUUUUUUCUUCUACAUGGACUCUGACAGCUGCAGGACAUCCAAUGGAUUUUUUUUUUGAACAUUGUUUGUAAAUGAAACAAAUUAAAAUAAAUGUUAGUUUUU
Paralichthys olivaceus (Japanese flounder) is the source of this 4904-nucleotide messenger RNA. RefSeq names its product DEAH (Asp-Glu-Ala-His) box polypeptide 38 (gene dhx38). Gene Ontology annotation, cellular component: intracellular anatomical structure; spliceosomal complex. Gene Ontology annotation, biological process: mRNA splicing, via spliceosome. The record is from RefSeq and is a predicted model, not a curated record. Gene Ontology annotation, molecular function: 3'-5' RNA helicase activity; ATP binding; RNA binding. NCBI's taxonomy places the organism in Eukaryota, Metazoa, Chordata, Actinopteri, Pleuronectiformes, Paralichthyidae.